This is a messenger RNA of Rattus rattus (black rat), 5501 nucleotides long. RefSeq names its product transient receptor potential cation channel subfamily M member 2 (gene Trpm2). The transcript is spliced from 33 exons. The coding region runs from base 148 to 4674 and encodes 1508 amino acids. NCBI's taxonomy places the organism in Eukaryota, Metazoa, Chordata, Mammalia, Rodentia, Muridae. The record is from RefSeq and is a predicted model, not a curated record. Gene Ontology annotation, molecular function: ligand-gated calcium channel activity. Gene Ontology annotation, cellular component: membrane. Gene Ontology annotation, biological process: calcium ion transmembrane transport.
GCGAGUUGCGGCUGUCCUGCGCAGCUGCGCGUGUGACGCUGGGGUGCGCGGCCUCUGAGCAGAGCCCCCAACCUCACAAAUGAGAAGAGACGUCCCUGAAAGGCAUUUAGAGAUCUCUCUCCUCUGGUGGAUCUGGAGCCGUGGAGGAUGGAGCCCUUGGACCAGAGAAGAACUGACUCUGAUCAAGAGGAGGGCUUUGGGGUGCAGUCCCGGAGGGCCACUGAUCUGGGCAUGGUCCCCAAUCUCCGACGAAGCAAUAGCAGUCUUUGCAAGAGCAGGAGGCUUCUGUGCUCCUUCAGCAGUGAGAAGCAAGAAAAUCUUAGCUCAUGGAUUCCCGAGAACAUCAAGAAGAAGGAAUGUGUGUAUUUCGUGGAAAGUUCCAAGCUCUCGGAUGCAGGGAAGGUAGUGUGUGAGUGUGGUUACACCCAUGAGCAGCACAUGGAAGUGGCCAUCAAGCCUCACACCUUCCAGGGCAAGGAGUGGGACCCAAAGAAACACGUCCACGAGAUGCCUACAGAUGCCUUUGGUGACAUUGUCUUCACCGGCCUGAGCCAGAAAGUGGGGAAGUAUGUCCGACUCUCCCAGGACACGUCAUCCAUUGUCAUCUACCAGCUCAUGACACAGCACUGGGGCCUGGAUGUCCCCAGCCUCCUCAUCUCUGUGACCGGUGGGGCCAAGAACUUCAACAUGAAGCUGAGGUUGAAGAGCAUCUUCCGGAGAGGCCUGGUUAAGGUGGCCCAAACCACGGGGGCCUGGAUCAUCACUGGGGGGUCCCACACCGGUGUGAUGAAGCAGGUGGGCGAGGCGGUACGGGACUUCAGCCUAAGCAGCAGCUGCAAAGAAGGUGACGUCAUCACCAUUGGCAUAGCCACGUGGGGCACCAUCCACAACCGUGAGGCACUGAUCCAUCCCAUGGGAGGCUUCCCUGCUGAGUACAUGCUGGAUGAGGAAGGCCAAGGGAACCUGACCUGCCUGGACAGCAACCACUCCCACUUCAUCCUGGUGGAUGAUGGGACCCACGGGCAGUAUGGUGUGGAGAUUCCGCUGAGGACUAAGCUGGAGAAGUUCAUAUCGGAGCAAACGAAGGAAAGAGGGGGUGUGGCCAUUAAGAUCCCCAUUGUCUGCGUGGUGUUGGAGGGUGGCCCUGGCACUCUGCAUACCAUCUACAACGCCAUCACCAAUGGCACACCCUGCGUGAUAGUGGAGGGCUCCGGCCGAGUGGCUGACGUCAUCGCUCAGGUGGCCGCUCUGCCCGUCUCUGAGAUCACCAUCUCCCUGAUCCAGCAGAAGCUCAGCGUCUUCUUCCAGGAGAUGUUUGAGACUUUCACUGAAAACCAGAUCGUGGAAUGGACCAAAAAAAUCCAAGAUAUUGUCAGGAGGCGGCAGCUGCUGACGGUCUUCCGGGAAGGCAAGGAUGGUCAGCAGGAUGUGGAUGUUGCCAUUCUGCAAGCUUUACUGAAAGCCUCUCGAAGCCAAGAUCACUUCGGCCACGAGAACUGGGACCAUCAGCUGAAGCUGGCCGUGGCCUGGAACCGUGUGGACAUCGCCCGCAGUGAGAUCUUCACUGAUGAGUGGCAGUGGAAGCCUUCAGACCUGCAUCCCAUGAUGACGGCCGCCCUCAUCUCCAACAAGCCUGAGUUCGUGAGGCUCUUUCUGGAGAACGGGGUGCGGCUGAAGGAGUUUGUCACCUGGGAUACUCUGCUCUGCCUCUACGAGAACCUGGAGCCAUCUUGCCUUUUCCACAGCAAGCUGCAGAAGGUGCUGGCAGAAGAGCAUGAACGCUUAGCCUAUGCAUCUGAAACACCUCGGCUGCAAAUGCACCACGUGGCCCAGGUGCUGCGUGAGCUCCUCGGAGACUCCACACAGCUGCUGUAUCCCCGGCCCCGGUACACUGACCGGCCACGGCUCUCGCUGCCCAUGCCACACAUCAAACUCAACGUGCAGGGAGUGAGCCUCCGGUCCCUCUAUAAGCGAUCAACAGGCCACGUUACCUUCACCAUUGACCCAGUCCGCGACCUUCUCAUUUGGGCCAUCAUCCAGAACCACAGGGAGCUGGCGGGCAUCAUCUGGGCUCAGAGCCAGGACUGCACAGCGGCCGCACUGGCCUGCAGCAAAAUCCUGAAGGAGCUGUCCAAGGAGGAGGAAGAUACAGACAGCUCUGAGGAGAUGCUGGCACUCGCAGAUGAGUUUGAGCACAGAGCUAUUGGUGUCUUCACCGAGUGCUACAGAAAGGAUGAGGAGAGAGCCCAGAAGCUGCUUGUCCGUGUGUCCGAGGCCUGGGGGAAGACCACCUGCCUGCAGCUGGCCCUCGAGGCCAAGGACAUGAAAUUCGUGUCUCACGGAGGGAUCCAGGCUUUCCUAACGAAGGUGUGGUGGGGUCAGCUCUGCGUGGACAAUGGCCUGUGGAGGAUCAUCCUGUGCAUGCUGGCCUUCCCUUUGCUCUUCACCGGCUUCAUCUCCUUCAGGGAAAAGAGGCUGCAGGCCCUGUGCCGCCCGGCCCGCGUCCGCGCCUUCUUCAACGCGCCGGUGGUCAUCUUCCACCUCAAUAUUCUCUCCUACUUUGCCUUCCUCUGCCUGUUUGCCUACGUGCUCAUGGUGGACUUCCAGCCCUCACCAUCCUGGUGCGAGUACCUCAUCUACCUGUGGCUCUUCUCCCUGGUGUGCGAGGAGACACGGCAGCUAUUCUACGAUCCUGAUGGCUGCGGGCUCAUGAAGAUGGCGUCCCUGUACUUCAGUGACUUCUGGAACAAACUGGACGUUGGAGCCAUUCUGCUCUUUAUAGCAGGACUGACGUGCCGGCUCAUCCCAGCGACGCUGUACCCUGGGCGCAUCAUCCUGUCUUUGGACUUCAUCAUGUUCUGUCUCCGCCUCAUGCACAUCUUCACCAUUAGCAAGACACUGGGGCCCAAGAUAAUCAUCGUGAAGCGGAUGAUGAAGGACGUCUUCUUCUUCCUCUUUCUCCUGGCGGUGUGGGUGGUGUCCUUCGGAGUGGCCAAGCAGGCCAUCCUCAUCCACAACGAGAGCCGCGUGGACUGGAUCUUCCGUGGAGUUAUCUAUCACUCUUACCUUACCAUCUUCGGGCAGAUCCCGACCUACAUUGACGGCGUGAAUUUCAGCAUGGACCAGUGCAGCCCCAAUGGCACGGACCCCUACAAACCCAAGUGUCCUGAGAGCGACUGGACAGGGCAGGCGCCCGCCUUCCCCGAGUGGCUGACGGUCACCCUUCUCUGCCUCUACCUGCUCUUCGCCAACAUCCUGCUGCUUAAUUUGCUCAUCGCCAUGUUCAACUACACAUUCCAGGAGGUGCAGGAGCACACAGACCAGAUCUGGAAGUUCCAGCGCCACGACCUGAUUGAGGAGUACCACGGCCGGCCCCCGGCCCCUCCCCCACUCAUCCUCCUCAGCCACCUGCAGCUCCUGAUCAAGAGGAUUGUCCUGAAGAUCCCUGCCAAGAGGCACAAGCAGCUCAAGAACAAGCUGGAGAAGAAUGAGGAGGCAGCCCUCCUGUCCUGGGAGCUCUACCUGAAGGAGAAUUACCUGCAGAACCAGCAGUACCAGCACAAACAGCGGCCAGAGCAGAAGAUCCAGGACAUCAGUGAGAAAGUGGACACCAUGGUGGAUCUGCUGGACAUGGACCGUGUGAAGAGAUCAGGCUCCACGGAGCAGAGGCUGGCCUCCCUUGAGGAACAGGUGACUCAGAUGGGCAGAUCUUUGCACUGGAUCGUGACGACCCUGAAGGACAGUGGCUUUGGCUCAGGGGCCGGUGCACUGACCCUGGCAGCCCAAAGGGCCUUCGACGAGCCAGAUGCUGAGCUGAGUCUCAGGAAGAAAGGAGAGGAGGGAGGAGAUGGCUAUCAUGUGAGCGCCCGGCACCUCCUCUACCCCGAUGCCCGCAUCAUGCGCUUCCCCGUGCCUAAUGAGAAGGUGCCUUGGGAGGCGGAGUUUCUGAUCUACGACCCUCCAUUUUACACAGCUGAGAAGAAGGAUGCGACUCUCACGGACCCUGUGGGAGACACUGCAGAACCUCUGUCUAAGAUCAAUUACAACGUCGUGGACGGACUGACGGACCGUUGCAGCUUCCAUGGGACCUAUGUGGUCCAGUAUGGGUUCCCUUUGAACCCUAUGGGCCGCACCGGGUUGCGUGGUCGUGGGAGCCUCAGCUGGUUUGGUCCCAACCACACUCUGCAGCCAGUUGUUACCCGGUGGAAGAGGAACCAGGGUGGAGGCAUCUGCCGGAAGAGCGUCAGGAAGAUGUUGGAGGUGCUGGUCAUGAAGUUGCCUCAAUCCGAGCACUGGGCCCUGCCUGGGGGCUCUCGGGAGCCAGGGGAGAUGCUACCACGGAAGCUGAAACAGGUCCUCCAGCAGGAGUACUGGGUGACCUUUGAGACCUUGCUAAGGCAAGGUACAGAGGUGUACAAAGGAUACGUGGAUGACCCAAGGAACACGGACAAUGCCUGGAUCGAGACGGUGGCUGUCAGCAUCCAUUUCCAGGACCAGAAUGAUGUGGAGCUGAAGAGGUUGGAAGAGAACCUGCACACUCAUGAUCCAAAGGAGUCGGCCCGUGGCUUGGAGUUGUCUACUGAAUGGCAGGUUGUAGACCGGCGGAUCCCUCUGUAUGUGAACCACAAGACCAUCCUCCAAAGGGUGGCCUCGCUGUUUGGCGCUCACUUCUGACCGUGGGUUCUUGUGGAAGCUCCAGGGGAAGGGGUGAUCAUCCAUCAAUGACCUCCCCCCCCCAAGACUUGGACUGGGUGGCAGGUUGGGGUACUGGGUUGGGCUGGUAGGUUGUAGGGCUGGGUUGGGUGACCACAGGGAUCUUAAUCAGUCCCCAGAGGUACUGUCCUGAAAGCCACCUCUGCCACAACAGGAGGGUCACAGCAUGAGGACAGAGUAUUCAGUGGCUCCUGAAAUCUAUGUCCUCAAGUGCCAUGGCUUGACUAGGGUUUACGGGGCCCUGACCAGCACGAUGCUGCCACCACUCAUAGACCUGGUUGGAAGUGCUACCUCUAGGACAGGUGUUUUCCCUCGGAGGGACCUCUGUCCUCAUCAUGGGAGCCUUCUGUCCUAGGCAUAAGGUAGACAGAGGCUAUGCCUCCUUCAGGAAGAGACGCUGCUCUCAUAAUUCCCGGUCAGUGCUGAGUCACAGGCACCGAGGAAGGCAGUGAGGACUUUGAGCUGGGAUCACUGUCAUCUCUAGACUUUAGAAGGGCUCCUCUGAGGACACUCGGGCAGGAGCACACCCUCCCUCAGCUCCAGCGCCAGCUCUGCUGGUCACAGAAAGCACUGGAAGAGGACAACAGGGUCCCAUGUCACUGCUUCUAGAGAAAUGUACAAUUGUGAACAAUAGGCUUUCUCUCACAGGGUAGGUGACGGGGUAGGUGACUCAAGGAUUGGUACUGGCUAGGAGAUCAACUCUGUAGCGGGGCAGGGAGUUUUGGGGGAACGGGCAAUGUCCGGGUUUAAUGGGAUGGGGACAAUAAAGAAUGUGUAUGAUCAAUCCA